ACAUCCAGGUGAGAGUGAGUCAGUUAGCAUUGACACAAGGCCAGCUGGGACGCACUUGACAGUCAAGAAGCAACUCUUUUUACGCUGCUGUGACUGACUCUGUGUCUAAGGGUGAGAUCAUCCAGAACCUCAUCCCUCCUGGUCUCCUGAGGAGCUUUUUCAUCUCCUUCAGCUUCCCCCAACCCCUCCUCCACCUCUAAGGCAGCAGUCAUGAACUGGUCUGCAUUGGAGGCACUCCUCAGUGGAGUCAAUAAGUACUCCACUGUGUUCGGCCGCAUUUGGCUCUCCAUGGUCUUCGUCUUCCGGGUGAUGGUGUUUGUGGUGGCUGCCCAGCGAGUGUGGGGUGAUGAGAGCAAGGACUUUGUCUGCAACACGGCCCAGCCUGGGUGCAACAACGUGUGCUACGACCACAUCUUCCCCAUCUCCCACAUCCGCCUGUGGGCCCUGCAGCUCAUCUUUGUCACCUGUCCGUCUCUGAUGGUGGUGGGGCACGUCAAGUAUCGUGAGAAGAAAGACUUGCAGUACACCACCUCGCACAAGGGCGCCCAUCUGUAUGCCAACCCUGGGAAGAAACGUGGGGGGCUGUGGUGGACCUAUCUGGUGAGUCUGAUUUUCAAGGCAAGCUUUGACGCCGGCUUCCUUUACAUCCUGUACCGCAUCUAUGAUGGUUACGACAUGCCGCGUCUGUCCAAGUGUUCCCUGGAGCCGUGCCCCAACAUAGUAGACUGCUACAUAUCACGGCCUACAGAAAAGAAGAUCUUCACCCUUUUCAUGGUGGUCUCCUCUGCUGUCUGCAUCUUAAUGUGUAUCUGUGAGAUGAUUUACCUCAUCUGCAAACGCAUACAGAAGCUCGUUAGGAGGAAGACUGAGGCAGAGAGGAAGCUGUUCGCCGAGAAUCACGAGAUGGCACCGCUGGCAGCACCCAGGUCAGAGUUCAUGUCCAAAACGUCAAUCAGAGUGGAUCCCACAGUCUCUAUUCAAAACCUCAGUGUCAUCAAAGCUGAGGAGCAGCCCCCCAAGAAAAAAUAACUUACAAUAUGGCAGCAGCCAUAUUGAAAAACUGUGCAAACUACUUAUGGGACCCCUGCAAGCAAAUGCAUUCAUCAGACUCUGUGGAGGACUGCUGCUCAACACCAAAGAUAUCCAUCAGUUCAGGGAUUUCUGAGACAGGGUUUUGUAAAUAUUAUCCUGCUAAAUGACUUUCUGCAGGAACACGCACCUUAUGCAUGCAAAUUAACCCCUCAAAAUGGAUGAUUACAGAGGAAGUUAAAGGGUUUAGAGAAUCUUUUGGAACUGGUUUCUAUGUGUGAAUGCUGUGUUUUUGGCCGUGCCAUUUUUAAUUAAGCUGUUAUAUAAGGUCUUUUGUGAAUAAAUAAAUAAAUAUAUAUGUAUAUAUAUAAAAAUAUAAAUGUGUAUCAAUUCAGAGAAUGAAUCAUUUCCCUGAAUAUACACACUGUUCCCUAAUGAAUAAAAAAAGAUAAAACAGACACAGCAUGUCCAUUAGGGGUUACACAGUAAUCAGAGCAGAAAACAUUUGAACAUUUUUUCUUUUUUUGUUCUCAGAUAUGCACUAUGAUGAAAAAGCUCUUUAUUGUUCACACAAUUAAAUGAUCUAUUAAUAAAUUCAUACCACUUAAAACAAAUAUAUACAAAAUAUAUUUCUAUGCUCCCAACUUUGGUUCUUUUUUGUUUAUCUUAUCUAUAAUA
Larimichthys crocea (large yellow croaker) is the source of this 1707-nucleotide messenger RNA. It is a transcript of the gene gjb9b, whose product is annotated as gap junction protein beta 9b. Gene Ontology annotation, biological process: cell-cell signaling. Bases 211 to 1029 code for a protein of 272 amino acids. The transcript is spliced from 3 exons. Gene Ontology annotation, molecular function: gap junction channel activity. Gene Ontology annotation, cellular component: connexin complex. The record is from RefSeq and is a predicted model, not a curated record. NCBI's taxonomy places the organism in Eukaryota, Metazoa, Chordata, Actinopteri, Sciaenidae.